CCGCAUCCCCGCCCUUCCCGGAGAGAGACUUAAAGGGCCGAUUGACUCGGCGGCCGCGGGAUGCCCCCAGCGCUGACCGCCCCGGGCCCGUGCCCACCCGCGUCAAGGCUCUCGCACCGACCCCGCGACACCAUGUAAACGGCGUCAGCAGGCGGACGCUGGUUUCUCCGCCCCGGACCCCUCCGCCCUGCCUCGGGCCCGGGGCCCCUCAAUGAGGUCGCACUAUGCUGACGGGGGUGACCGACGGGAUCCUGUGCUGCCUGCUGGGUGCACCCCCCAAUGCCGUGGGGCCCCUGGAGAGCGUCGAGUGCAGCGAUGGCUACUCUUUCGUGGAGGUGAAGCCGGGCCGCGUGCUGCGGGUGAAGCACGCGGGCCCAGUGCCCGCGCCCAGCCCAGUGCCUUCGGUGUCUGAGGAUGCACCGGGAGAGCGCAUGGGCCUGGUGCGCUGCCAGCGCCGCAUCACCGUGUACCGGAACGGGCGCCUGCUGGUGGAGAACCUGGGCCGUGCCCCGCGGGCCGACCUGCUGCAGGGCCACAAUGGCUCCGGGGAGCCGCCCGCAGCGCUGGAGGUGGAGCUGGCUGACCCCGCAGCCAGCCGUGACAGUCGCCCCGGCUCAGGCAGCGCCAGUGCAGGCCGACGGCGGCGCGCGCGGCGGCCCAAGCGCACCAUCAACAUUGACUGCGAGAAGCACAUCACCAGCUGCAAGGGCUCACAGGCCGACGUGGUACUCUUCUUCAUCCACGGCGUGGGCGGCUCACUGGCCAUCUGGAAGGAACAGCUGGACUUCUUCGUGCGUCUGGGCUAUGAGGUGGUUGCGCCUGACCUGGCGGGUCACGGUGCCAGUUCCGCGCCCCAGGUGGCGGCCGCUUACACCUUCUACGCGCUGGCCGAGGACAUGCGGGCCAUCUUCAAGCGCUAUGCCAAGAAACGGAACGUGCUCAUAGGACACUCCUACGGUGUCUCUUUCUGCACCUUCCUGGCCCACGAGUACCCGGACCUGGUGCAUAAGGUGAUCAUGAUCAACGGCGGUGGCCCCACGGCCCUGGAGCCCAGCCUCUGCUCCAUCUUCAACAUGCCCGCCUGUGUCCUGCACUGCCUCUCGCCCUGCCUGGCCUGGAGCUUCCUCAAGGCAGGCUUCGCCCGCCAGGGCGCCAAGGAGAAGCAGCUGCUGAAGGAGGGCAAUGCCUUCAAUGUGUCGUCCUUUGUGCUACGGGCCAUGAUGAGUGGCCAGUACUGGCCGGAGGGGGACGAGGUCUACCAUGCUGAGCUGACCGUGCCGGUGCUGCUGGUCCACGGCAUGCAUGACAAGUUUGUGCCAGUGGAGGAGGACCAGCGCAUGGCUGAGAUCCUGCUCCUGGCCUUCCUAAAGCUCAUAGAUGAGGGCAGCCACAUGGUGAUGCUGGAGUGCCCCGAGACCGUCAACACGCUGCUACACGAGUUUCUGCUCUGGGAACCCGAGCCCUCUCCCAGGGCCCUGCCGGACCCUCCUGCUGCACCCUCGCCCCCACCUGCAGAGAAGUAGCCACGGGUGGAUCACUGCUUGGUGAGCAGAGGAUGCCCCUGGGGGCACAGCGCCUUCAGGGUGGGGCUCCCCUGGCCUGGUGGGCACCACACAGACGCACACGGUGAGGAACCACAGCCUGGACCCCUGCAAAGGCUCUCCUUGUAUAGAAGCCCCCCUUCCAUGAUGUCACGGCUGACGCUGCCCCAUCCACUCCCUGCUCUGUCUUCCGCAUCAGCCGUGCUAUCUGGGCCCUAAGAGGACUCGGGGUGCUGCCCCAGACAUAGCCAGAGCCCCUGCAGCCCACCCCAACCCCCAUUUCUUGGCCAUGGGAGCUACUGUUGCUCAAGGUGGGGAGGGACUGGGGGUGGGGGGCCGGGCACCACUGAACCUGCACAUCUCAACUUGUAACUCAAUAAAUGGAAGUGACAGAGUC
This is a messenger RNA of Sorex araneus (European shrew), 1938 nucleotides long. RefSeq names its product abhydrolase domain containing 8 (gene ABHD8). The transcript has 5 exons. The record is from RefSeq and is a predicted model, not a curated record. Gene Ontology annotation, molecular function: catalytic activity. NCBI's taxonomy places the organism in Eukaryota, Metazoa, Chordata, Mammalia, Eulipotyphla, Soricidae. Bases 225 to 1523 code for a protein of 432 amino acids.